AGUCAAUGGAAGGGUAAAAAUGAGCCCUCCUGCUGGGCGGCCGGGUGAAGGAUUACAUCCAGUGAACUCCUCCCAGAGAGGAGCUACAACCUCUGAAAACACAUCGGAGAUUUAUUGCAUCGUGUUGAAGCCCUCACACGGGACAUUUCUAACACAACUUCAGGAGCUCAUGCUAACCCGGCAGCACUUCCUGGAGAAGGUGCAUCGAUUGUAAAUGUUGAAACAUGGCUCUAGAACUCCACCCUGAAGACCAAACAUCAUCCAUCCAGAGUCCAUGAGUGCAGAACCGGUUCUCCCCAUUCAUCCAGUCCAGUGUGACAGUGGAGGAACCUGGAACACACACCUCUCCUGUCUUUAAAGCAGCGACUAAAGCUUGACUAGUUUACUGAAGGUGGCUCUCUGUGGAGCCAUACUGGCUUCUAUCCACCACUUUUUUUCUUUAGUGUUGGAAAACCUGCAGAGAUGAGUUUGGAUUGGGGAGAGAGGUCCACAAUGGACCUGAUGAGCAGGUGUGUCUCUAAGGAAUCGGGGCAUGGGGUGCCCAAAGAAGGGUGGCGGAUCUGCCUGGCUCAUGAGUUCAAAGAGAAGAGGAAACCCUUUCAGGCGAAAGAUGUGUCGCUGUCCAACGUUUUGGAUCACCUGGGCCUCGGAAUCAGGUAUCUUAAAUGGUGGUACAAGAAGACCCAGGUGGAGAAGAAGGCUCCUUUCAUCGACAUGUUUCGAGCGCUGCCUUUGCGGCAGAUAUAUGGUGCUCCUCUCGGCGGUAUUGGAGGCGGAACCAUUACUAGGGGUUGGAGGGGGGAGUUCUGCAGAUGGCAGCUAAACCCUGGGAUGUACAACUACAAAACUGUUAUCGCCAAUCAGUUCACCGUGUGCUUGCGCCGCGGAGGACAAACUGUUUACCAGCAGGUUCUGUCUGUGGAGCGUCCGCCAACGCUGCAAGGCUGGAACUGGGGCUUCUGCGGGGAGUACGCCUUCUAUCACGCCUUGUAUCCCCGCGCCUGGACUGUUUACCAGCUGCCUGGCCAGAAUGUCACCCUCACCUGCAGGCAGAUUUCCCCCAUCAUCCCCCAUGAUUACAAGGACUCCAGUCUCCCCGUAGCAGUAUUUGUGUGGGACAUAGAGAACAAGAACGACUACGAUCUAGAUGUCUCCAUUAUGUUUACAAUGGUCAACGGAUCCGGAGACGACAACGACAAGAGCGGCGGCCACUGGAACGAACCGUUCCACCUGGAGAAGGAUGGGGAAGCGGUGUCUGGAGUCCUGCUGCACCACUGCACCCCAGUCAACCCUUACACCCUGUGCAUCGCAGCACGAGAGCAGGACAAAAGGGAGGUGAGUCACCAGAUGGCUUUUAGUCCCAAGGGAACCUGCAGCGGCCUGUGGAGCGACCUGAUCACAGACGGAAGGCUGGACUCCCCUACAGGAUCCAGCACACCCACAGAGAAGGGGGAGAAGGUAGCAGCCGCAUUAGCUGUUAGCUGCCCGGUGAAGGCUCAAGAACUUAACAGCCUGGAGUUCUGCCUGGCCUGGGACAUGCCUAAAAUCACCUUUGGCUCCAGGGAGAGGGAACACAUCAGGAGAUAUGCUCGCUUUUUUGGAAGCGAAGGGGAUGCUUCUCCCUCUCUCAGUCAUUACGCGCUGACACACUACAAACAGUGGGAGGAGACCAUUGAGAAGUGGCAGGAGCCCAUUUUACAGGACAGUUUGCUUCCGUCUUGGUACAAGUCAGCCCUGUUUAAUGAGCUGUACUUCGUGGCGGACGGAGGAACCGUGUGGACGGAGCUCUCAGAUGACGCUGACGUCAGUGGCGGCUUGCGAAGUGAGGACGGGGGUCUGCCAGCUCAGCCCGCUCUGGUCAAGGAGUACGGUCGUUUUGCUUACCUAGAAGGUCAAGAAUACAGAAUGUACAACACAUAUGACGUGCACUUCUACGCCUCCUUUGCACUUAUAAUGCUGUGGCCCAAACUCGCCUUGAGUGUGCAAUAUGACAUUGCCGGUAGUGUGGUUCAGCAGGAUCCUACAGAGAGGCUGCAUCUGAUGAACGGCCGGUACUCUCCUGUCAAGACCAAAAACGUGGUGCCUCAUGACAUCGGAGACCCAGAUGAUGAACCUUGGCAGAGGUUAAACGCUUACCUCAUCCAUGACACAGCAGACUGGAAGGACCUGAACCUGAAGUUUGUCCUGCAGGUCUACAGGGACUUCCAUCUGACCCGGGACAGACAGUACCUGCAGGACAUGUGGCCCAUCUGCCAGGCAGUGAUGGAGUCUGAGCUGAAGUUUGACCAGGACGGAGACGGCCUGAUAGAGAACUCUGGAUAUGCCGAUCAGACGUAUGAUGGUUGGGCUGUUACUGGACCAAGUGCAUAUUGUGGCGGACUGUGGCUGGCUUCCUUAUGUGUGAUGUGUAAAAUGGCCAGACUGCUGGACAAUGAAGAGGAACACCGACGUUAUAAGGACCUGCUGGACAGGGGCAGUGCUGCUUUUGAUAAACUGUUAUGGAACGGGAAAUACUAUAACUAUGAUAGCAGUAAGAGGGAGCUCUCUAACAGCGUCAUGGCUGAUCAAUGUGCCGGGCACUGGUUCCUUAGAGCAUCUGGGCUGGAAGAAGAAGCCUACCAGGCAUUUCCUAAGGAAAAGAUCCAAGGCGCGUUGAAAUCCGUCUUCGAUUUGAAUGUUAUGAGCUUCUCUGAAGGCCACAUGGGUGCGGUUAACGGCAUGCGCCCUGAGGGAGUGCCAGACCGCUCCAGUGUCCAAUCAGAUGAGGUCUGGAUCGGAGUUGUGUACGGGCUGGCAGCGACUAUGAUCCAUGAGGGUAUGUUUGAAGAAGGCAUGCGCACUGCAGAGGGAUGCUACCGGACGGUGUGGGAGAGACUCGGCAUGGCCUUUCAGACUCCUGAAGCCUACUGCGAGAAGAACAUCUACCGCUCUCUGGCCUACAUGAGGCCUCUUAGUGUUUGGGCCAUGCAGCUCGCUUAUAACACGACCCCAAGGGAAAACACCAGUCUGCCUAAAGCCGAACCUUGA
Molecule: messenger RNA, 3027 nt
Organism: Cyprinodon tularosa
Lineage: Eukaryota; Metazoa; Chordata; Actinopteri; Cyprinodontiformes; Cyprinodontidae
Gene: gba2
Product: glucosidase, beta (bile acid) 2
Exons: 18
Coding region: 463-3027 (854 amino acids)
Biological process (GO): glucosylceramide catabolic process; carbohydrate metabolic process; central nervous system development
Cellular component (GO): membrane
Molecular function (GO): glucosylceramidase activity; beta-glucosidase activity
Source: RefSeq, a predicted model, not a curated record